Dioscorea cayenensis subsp. rotundata (Guinea yam) is the source of this 659-nucleotide messenger RNA. Its product is annotated as pathogenesis-related protein 1-like. The transcript has a single exon. The coding region runs from base 44 to 541 and encodes 165 amino acids. NCBI's taxonomy places the organism in Eukaryota, Viridiplantae, Streptophyta, Magnoliopsida, Dioscoreales, Dioscoreaceae. The record is from RefSeq and is a predicted model, not a curated record. Gene Ontology annotation, cellular component: extracellular region.
AGAGCUUGAUAGAAAGAAACCCUAACUAUAACCCUAAAACUCCAUGGCCAUCUCCAACUCCAAGCUUGCAAUCUGCUUAGCAUGCAUCAUGGCACUAGCCAUGGCAGGCCAUACAGUGGCUCAAAGCUCACCAGAUGACUACGUUAAUGCCCACAACUCAGCUCGUAGCGAAGUCGGUGUCGGUCCGGUGACAUGGAACGAUACCGUGGCCGCCUAUGCACAGAACUACGCCAACCAAAGAGCCAAUGACUGUCAGCUCAUCCAUUCAAAUGGACCUUAUGGUGAGAACCUCUUUUGGGGUUCUGGGGCUGAUUACAGUGGAGUUGAUGCAGUGAAUGCAUGGGUCUCUGAAAAGCAAGACUAUGAUUAUAAUAGCAACACUUGUGCUGAAGGAAAGGUGUGUGGGCAUUACACUCAGGUGGUAUGGAGUAACUCAAUAAACAUUGGUUGUGCUCUUGUGGUGUGUAACAAUAAUGCUGGCAUCUUCAUCAUCUGCAGCUAUUUCCCUGCUGGGAAUAUAGACGGAGAGCGCCCUUACUAAGACCUUAUAUAUAUAUAUAUAUAUUUAUAUAUAUAAGAUGUCCUAUAUUUGUCUCUGUGUCUGUGUUUGUGGUAUUACAUAUGGAUGUCAAGAAUGAUAAGCCUGGUUUAAUUUGUAA